This is a messenger RNA of Rhododendron vialii, 2097 nucleotides long. Its product is annotated as putative serine/threonine-protein kinase. Gene Ontology annotation, biological process: protein phosphorylation. The transcript is spliced from 7 exons. Gene Ontology annotation, molecular function: ATP binding; protein kinase activity. The record is from RefSeq and is a predicted model, not a curated record. NCBI's taxonomy places the organism in Eukaryota, Viridiplantae, Streptophyta, Magnoliopsida, Ericales, Ericaceae. The coding region runs from base 679 to 1797 and encodes 372 amino acids.
UGGCCAAAUGGAAAAAGAAUCAAAAACGAAACUCCAGUCUCAGUCCACAUCGCACAUGGGAACACCCGAACGAAGGACACAGCUGUCCGCCUCCAUUGUCCUCUCCAUCCUCGCUGUAGAGCGCUCUCUCUCUUCUCUUGUCAACUUUGAAUUGGUCCAAAAUGAUGGUCCAAAAUGAUGGGUUAGUUGGAAAAUUCUUCACCUUAAACCCUCCGGAUAUCUUACUAGUAUAUUUCCCUCGUUUUCCAUCACCAGUUGCUUUCCAUUUUUCCUUCCUGCUCCAAAUCCUCAACCACAAGCCCCAACAAAAAUUCGUCCCAGGCGACCGAUGACUGUUGAACGCUUCUCGUCGCCCUCUUUUAUACCACCCAAAUUCGAACGACUAAUUGCAACAUUAGGGUCAUCAAUCAAGGGUAACAAGUUCAUCAACUUCUACUCGUUGGCCGCGAAUGCGAGAAUUUCCUGUGUGGCAGCGAAGUUGAAGUCCCAGUCGAUCUGAGCCCGUUAAUCGCGUUAGUUAAGCUUUCGGAAGUCCAAGAAGAUAAUGCUCUUGGGGAGCAAGUGGGGUUGUUAGGGGUUUAGAACUAAGGGAGAUAUUCUGAUGGACUUUUGUUGUAUCUUUCAAAAGUUUAGUUAGAAGACGGAAUUCAGAAGAUUAGACAAUAAUCAGAUACAGACAUGGGAUGUACCUGCUUUGGUGUCUCAAUUGUAUGGCGGAAAAGUGGUGAUUCUCGUGAUCGUGAUGACUUGGAAGGGAAACAGCUUGGGAACAUUCGUAAUUUCUCGCACAAUGAGUUAAGAAACGCGACAGAUGAUUUCCAUAGAAGCAAUAAGCUAGGGCAAGGAGGUUUUGGAAUUGUUUAUAAGGGAAUCCUCAAAGAUGGCACAGAAGUCGCAGUGAAGACACUUUCUGCUGAAUCAAAGCAGGGGGUUCAAGAGUUUUUAACAGAGAUUAGUACAAUAUCAAAUGUGAGGCAUCCAAACCUUGUUGAGUUAAUUGGCUGUUGUGCUCAAGGAACUAAUCGGGCUUUGGUGUAUGAAUAUUUGGAGAAUAAUAGCCUUGAUCGUGCAUUAUUAGGUCGAAACAGUAGUACUGUAAAACUGGAUUGGGGAAAAAGAUCUGCUAUUUGCAUGGGCACAGCAAGAGGGCUUGCAUAUCUUCAUGAGGAACUUGUGCCGCAUAUUGUGCAUAGGGACAUCAAAGCUAGUAAUAUACUCCUUGACCAAGACUUUGCACCAAAAAUUGGAGACUUUGGGUUGGCUAAACUUUUUCCAGACGACAUCACACACAUUAGCACAAAAAUAGCAGGAACAACUGGUUAUUUGGCACCUGAAUAUGUAUUGGGUGGUCACUUAACAUUGAAGGCUGAUGUGUACAGCUUUGGGAUCCUCGUUCUUGAAGUAGUGAGUGGCAGAAGCAGUUCGAAGGCCAAGUGGGGAGGGAUGCAAAAGUGUCUCCUGGAAUAUGCAUGGCAGCUUUAUGAAGAAGGUAAGCUUUUAGAGCUAGUGGACCCAGAACUGGAUGAUUUUCCUGAGGAGGAAAUCAUUAGGUACAUAAAAGUAGCAUUUUUCUGCACCCAAGCUGUAGCAAAUCGGAGGCCAUUGAUGAGCCAGGUCAUUGAAAUGCUUUCAAGAAAUAUCCGGCUCAACGAAAAGCAACUUACAGCACCAGGUUACUUCCAAGAUUCAGGCAGCUUAAGCGAAUUGCCCUUUUCCAAUAAGAAGUCAUCUGAAAGCUCGACAAGCUAUCAAAUGAGCUCCGCUCCCAUCACCGUCACUCAGGUGACCCCUCGAUGAAAAUUGGAGUCUUAUAUAUAUCCUAGUUUUGACAGGAUAGACCUGAUCUUUCUUUUUCAUUUUUUUUUCUUGAAAGAUGGAGGUUGAUCAAUUACUCUAUAGUCCAUAUUCUUUUGCACCCAGAGUGAAUUUUUUUUCUUCUUGUUUUCAGCUUUUUUGGUUCCGGGGUUGAGUUGGGGAAGGAGAAGGGGUAAUUACCAAUCCUUUUAAUAUUGUUGAGGUCAAUUGAGAAAUUUGAAUUAACUUUGUUACAGCUGUAGCUUUAUACAUUAAGAAAAAUUGUUCAGAGUACUAAAAACA